Molecule: messenger RNA, 231 nt
Organism: Paramecium tetraurelia
Lineage: Eukaryota; Ciliophora; Oligohymenophorea; Peniculida; Parameciidae
Exons: 2
Source: RefSeq, a predicted model, not a curated record
AUGGGCAAUUCAUAAAAAAAUGAUUCGAAACUAAUCUCCACUGUUUGGUUAGGUGUUAAUGAUGAUUGGACUUCGAUUAUGAAAGAAAGAUUAUCUCGCAUUUCUGAAGAAUGGGCUGUUCCUUCAAUCAAAUGUUUGGAUAGAUUUGUUUAUAAUGAACAGAAAAAAUUUAGACAUAAAAUUAAACUAAUUUGUAUUUUUGUGUCUUAUGAAUAGUAACUAAGACAAUGA